Aspergillus japonicus CBS 114.51 is the source of this 417-nucleotide messenger RNA. RefSeq lists its product as uncharacterized. The transcript is spliced from 4 exons. NCBI's taxonomy places the organism in Eukaryota, Fungi, Ascomycota, Eurotiomycetes, Eurotiales, Aspergillaceae. The record is from RefSeq and is a predicted model, not a curated record. The coding region runs from base 63 to 305 and encodes 80 amino acids.
CGCGAAAACACCAUCUACAUCAUUCGAACCCCAUCAACAGCCCCACAGGAUCCUCAUUCGAGAUGUCCAGCAAAAGCAUGUCCGUUCAAUUCCGCUACGCCGAUGACAUGGGAUUCGGCACGGCGGAGAUCCGCGAUCAGGUGAAGAAGAUUAUCCUAGAAGACACCGGCUCGGACGUCUGGGCUAGUACGCGGAAUAUCCCCCCGACUAACUUCUUGACUCUCUCCGAGAAAGCAGUCGAGCAACUGCGGGCGGUGGACGGGGUGGUGGUUUUGCGGGCUGAGGCGGGGGAUUCUACCCAUUGAUUGAUUAGUUUAGUGGUGGGGAGGGACUGGGACUGUUUUUAGUACUAUCAGUAUGUGUAUGUACUGUGUACAGUAUAGUGUUAUAUGGCCGUAUGGCUUAUGAAGAACAACC